This is a messenger RNA of Amorphotheca resinae ATCC 22711, 470 nucleotides long. RefSeq lists its product as hypothetical. The record is from RefSeq and is a predicted model, not a curated record. Bases 190 to 462 code for a protein of 90 amino acids. The transcript has a single exon. NCBI's taxonomy places the organism in Eukaryota, Fungi, Ascomycota, Leotiomycetes, Helotiales, Amorphothecaceae.
GGGUCGACCACCACUAGUUGCGUAGAUAUGCUUGAUGCGGCCGGCAGGGCGAAGAGAGGUGGGAGUAAGUGCUGAUUAGAAGGGGAAGAAACGACAGGCAAUUAGAACGUAAGAGGUAUAUCGAGGGACGCGAAAAAUCGCUGUGCAUACUGUACAAGAAGCAAGCAGCAUAGCAGGUUGACAAAUGAAAUGCUCAUGGUUCCGGCGUGUAAGACAAGACGCCAACUCCUCUACCUGGCAAUAUGCAACCAGAUAACUGCUGAGACUUCGAAUUAUCCAAUAUGCAACCAGAUGACUGCUGGGACUCCAAAUUAUCCUUCUCUUCCAUUAUUUCUCGGCAUAAUGAGGGGUAUCACUGUUCCCGGCCGUCAAGAUGCAGUAUACGCAAGACACAAUGUCAUGUACACGAACUCAUCAUCAUUCCAUUGCAUCAACUUCGUAAGGCAUAGUAGCCACCGAUAAUCAUUAGU